This is a messenger RNA of Jaminaea rosea, 1283 nucleotides long. Its product is annotated as chord-domain-containing protein. Lineage: Eukaryota; Fungi; Basidiomycota; Exobasidiomycetes; Microstromatales. The record is from RefSeq and is a predicted model, not a curated record. The coding region runs from base 76 to 1230 and encodes 384 amino acids. The transcript has a single exon.
CUUCGCAGCUUCCGCCUUCUUUUCGUACUCACUUCAUCUCUACGCACUCUUUCACAUCCCCCACCCUUUGCCAGCAUGACCAUCUGCACUCGCCCCUCAUGUGGCGCUGACCAUCCCCCGAGCUCCUCAGCCUUUCUCACCUCGGAAUGCUCGCACCACCCUGGCGAGCCCGUAUUCCACGAAGGGCAGAAAUCCUGGUCGUGCUGCAAAGAGGUCAACAAGCCCGUCCUCGACUUUGAUGACUUUGUGCAAAUUGCAGGAUGCACGACUGUCAAGGGGCAUAGUGCUGAGAAGAGGACAAAGAAGGCGGAUGAGAAUGGGGACAAGGCGGCCGUGCAGGGGGAGGAGCCAAAGGUAGAUCAGAAUGGCAAGGAGGUCUACGGCAAUGGAGCGGCUGCUUCGUCUUCGAUGUCAGCGAGCUCAAGCAAGACUCCAGCAUCGAAGUCCGCUGCAGCAGCUCCAGCUCCACCCAAGCCAUCAGCUCCCCAGCCCUACGUCGAGCCUCGCGAUCCAGAAGGCGCGACCAUUCCGGUAGGAUCCAUCUGCAAGAGGCCAGGCUGCGGAGCCAAGUAUGACGAUACUACACCGAGAGAUCCGGCCAAGGAGCAAUGCAAGUAUCACAAGGGAGCGCCGCUCUUCCAUGAGGGAACCAAAGGCUACACAUGCUGUAAGCGUCGUGUCCUCGAGUUCAAUGAGUUCCUCAAGAUCGAGCCGUGCACCGCUGCAGAGAGCGGGCAUCUCUUCCUCCAACCGCCCAAGCCCUCUGCGCCCUCAUCUAGCGACUCAACAGCAUCCAACCUGGCAUCGGAGGACCCGCUCUUUACCUCCAACGGUCUUGCUAUCCUUCCCGGCGAGUCAGCAGUCGACGUACGAAUGGACCACUACGAGACGCGAGACUCUGUUCACCUCACUUUCUACUGCCGAGGACUUGAUGUCGAGAAAUCGCGCAUCGUCAUCCUUACCGACGAUUUGCUCCUCUCGCUCAGCAUGGGUUGUGGAACCAAGCGCCACUUGCUACAUUUGCGCUUGUACGGCAGCGUAGAGCCGGCGACAGAGACGGAGAUCGCCAAGGGUGGGGGUGAGGGGCAAGGAGGAUCUACAUGGACCGUCAGCCCUUCGAAGAUCAAGUUGGACGUGGUGCUCCAGAAGAGGGACAAGGGACGCAGUUGGCCUACACUGCAGAGAGGAGAGGGAGGUGGAGGGUAUGGGUUGACUUUUGGAACAAGAUGAGGAGCGAUUGAUCAGGUAUAGAUCACGCGCAAUAGAUGCGAUGCAAAACGAUG